Lathyrus oleraceus (garden pea) is the source of this 579-nucleotide messenger RNA. RefSeq lists its product as uncharacterized. The record is from RefSeq and is a predicted model, not a curated record. The coding region runs from base 1 to 579 and encodes 192 amino acids. NCBI's taxonomy places the organism in Eukaryota, Viridiplantae, Streptophyta, Magnoliopsida, Fabales, Fabaceae. Gene Ontology annotation, molecular function: RNA nuclease activity. The transcript has a single exon.
AUGGACAAGUAUAAGAAGGCUGCAAGGGCUGUUCUGACUCCUAAAGUUGGGUAUGGUUUGGCUGAUGAGCUGAAACGGGCAGGGUUUUGGGUUCAAACCGUGUUGGAUAGGCCGCAAGUUGCAGAUGUUGCGCUGCAAAAGCAUAUGGUGGAUAUGAUGGAUCACAGGCGGGUUGAGUGCGUGGUCCUUGUAUCGGAUGAUUCUGAUUUUGUUGAUGUGAUAAAGGAAGCAAAGUUGCGAUGUCUCAAGACUGUUGUUAUUGGGGAUAUUAGUAGUAACGGAGUCUUGAAAAGGACUGCCGAUACUGCAUUUUCCUGGGAGGAAAUUUUGAUGGGGAAGGCUAAGAAGGAGGCUGUAUCGGUUAUGGAAAAUUGGAAAGAUCGUGAUAUAUUGAAAAGGUUGGAGUGGACGUACAAUCCAGAUGUGGAUAAAAAGAAACUCAACAUGGAUGAUGCAGAUGCUGAAGCAUCUGGAGAUGAUGAUAUUGAAGAUAUCUAUGAUGAAAUUGAUAAUGACUACAAUGAUGACAAAGGUUCUUGGUGGAAAUUAGACUCCGAUGAUAAUGAUGUUACAAAUUGA